Aspergillus thermomutatus is the source of this 624-nucleotide messenger RNA. It is a transcript of the gene RAB6A, whose product is annotated as Rab family GTPase YPT6. NCBI's taxonomy places the organism in Eukaryota, Fungi, Ascomycota, Eurotiomycetes, Eurotiales, Aspergillaceae. The coding region runs from base 1 to 624 and encodes 207 amino acids. The record is from RefSeq and is a predicted model, not a curated record. The transcript has 5 exons. Gene Ontology annotation, molecular function: GTPase activity; GTP binding.
AUGGCUUCCUCCGGGGUUGGGUCGUAUUCGAACCCCUUGAAGAAAUUCAAGCUGGUAUUUUUAGGAGAGCAGAGUGUGGGGAAGACGUCUCUGAUCACAAGAUUUAUGUAUGAUUCGUUCGACAACACAUACCAAGCGACAAUCGGAAUCGACUUUCUGUCCAAGACGAUGUACUUGGAGGAUAGAACAGUCCGACUCCAGCUUUGGGAUACGGCCGGUCAAGAGCGAUUCCGAUCUCUGAUUCCGUCCUACAUUCGAGACUCUAGCGUCGCAGUUGUUGUUUACGAUAUCUCAAACGCCAAGUCGUUUCAAAAUACGCGGAAGUGGAUUGAUGAUGUUCGGGGCGAGCGGGGCAACGACGUGAUCAUCGUGCUAGUAGGCAACAAGACCGAUUUGAAUGAUAAGCGGGAAGUUACCACAGCUCAAGGCGAAGAGGAGGCAAAGAAGAACGGACUGAUGUUCAUUGAGACCAGCGCCAAGGUCGGUCACAAUGUGAAGCAACUUUUCAGGAGGAUAGCCCAAGCCCUUCCCGGAAUGGAGGGAGAAGCAAACAGAGAGUCACAAAUGAUCGACGUCAAUAUCAACCCCAGAGAGACAACAAGCAACGAUGGAUGCGCGUGCUAG